Molecule: messenger RNA, 2975 nt
Organism: Megalops cyprinoides (Indo-Pacific tarpon)
Lineage: Eukaryota; Metazoa; Chordata; Actinopteri; Elopiformes; Megalopidae
Product: solute carrier family 35 member B1
Exons: 10
Coding region: 828-1817 (329 amino acids)
Biological process (GO): UDP-galactose transmembrane transport
Cellular component (GO): Golgi membrane; endoplasmic reticulum membrane
Molecular function (GO): UDP-glucose transmembrane transporter activity; UDP-galactose transmembrane transporter activity
Source: RefSeq, a predicted model, not a curated record
GACAGUUAUUUUGUGAAAUGCACUUGUCCUCUCUAGAAAGGUAAUGCACAGACCAGGAUAAAGCCGUAAAUGAUGAGUCGUUGAUGGGGCCAAACUAUGACAUGAAAUGACUGCUACACCACCAUAAACCAUAACUAUAAACUCGGAACAAAACAGAACAACGGAACAAUUCAGGCAAAUCCAGUAGAGUCCUGGGAGUUCUUCGGUCCGAGAUCUCUAGUGUCAACACUGACGCCGCAUUCCGCUGUAUGACAACACAAAGCUGCUCCAGCCUCCACCGGGAAGAAACAGCGGGAUGGUUGUACCAAAAGCCUUGCUUUGGGGAAGGGGAUGCAUCUGACAGCUGGGACGGCGAGCACGACAGAAUGAUGUAGACGAAACUGAAGAAUGCCAUGGACAACACUUCUGGGCUGUACAAAAGGACUGGGAAACUACCUUGAGUGUUCACGUCUACCCCUGCAUCUAGGAAAUGUUAUCUAACCCGCAAUUGUAGCAAGCGGGACAGGAAAGAACUCAAGAUUUAUCUAACGUUAGCGAUCUUGCGCUAAGGGAGUGGCAAAGCGAGCAAGGUGUCAUUCAGUGCCACAGAUCAGGUGAGCUAGGUAACUUAGACUUCCAUGUGGGGCUGCUGAGCAACAUUUGUAGGGCCUCAGGACUCAGCAAACAGGAAUCCCAGUAACGGAGACGAAGCAGCAACCCCCUUUUGGGGUGACGACGCCACCAUUUCCGGGUUUGUGACGGCUGGGAGAGUGGAGCGAGAGGCAGGAGCGAGGAGUCCGGGGAGCGGGACGGUGUCCGUGUCCAUACCUGCUCUGCUGGGAGACAGCAUGGCCGCGGUGAAGGGCUCUGGGAAGGAGUCGCUGUUGCAGAACGAACGAGUCCGAUUCAUCUUCUGCUUUUCUGGAGUCUUUGUUUGCUAUUUUUACUAUGGCAUACUACAGGAGACCAUAACAAGGGGCCAGUAUGGAGAGGGAGACAAGAAGGAGAAGUUCAAGUAUGCCACCACCCUGGUCUUCAUCCAGUGUAUCAUCAACGCUGCCUUCGCCAAGCUCUUAAUCCAGUUCUUUGAGAAGCCCAGGCCUGAUCACACUCGGAGCUGGCUCUACGGUGUGUGCUCCCUCUCCUACCUGGGCGCCAUGGUGUCGAGCAACUCAGCUCUGCAGUACGUCAACUACCCGACACAGGUGUUGGGGAAGUCCUGUAAACCCAUCCCAGUUAUGAUCCUGGGUGUGACGAUACUGAGAAAGAAGUACCCACUGGCCAAGUACCUGUGUGUUCUGCUGAUUGUGAGUGGGGUGGCCAUCUUCCUGUAUAAGCCCAAUAAGGGGGUGGCCACCACGGAAGAGCACCUGUUCGGCUUUGGGGAAAUGCUGCUGCUACUGUCCCUGACUCUGGAUGGGCUGACAGGUGUGGCUCAGGACCACAUGCGGGGCCGCUAUCAGACCAGCCCCAACCACAUGAUGCUCAACAUCAACCUUUGGUCCACAGUGGUGCUGGGGAUGGGGGUGCUGUGGACCGGGGAAGUGUGGGAGUUCCUGAGCUUCACUGACCGCUAUCCAAGUAUCAUCUACAACAUCAUGCUGUUCGGUCUCACCAGCGCCUUGGGUCAGACUUUCAUCUUCAUGACGGUGGUGUACUUCGGACCACUCACCUGCUCCAUCAUCACCACCACGCGGAAGUUCUUCACAAUCCUGGGCUCGGUCCUCCUCUUUGGCAACGUCAUCACUACCAUGCAGUGGGUUGGCACUGUUCUCGUCUUCUUGGGUCUGGGCCUGGAUGCCAAAUAUGGGAAAGCACCCAGGAAGACGACACACUGAGGUGCUCAGGUGCCCUGCAACUGUGUGCGCCUGAGCAGUGCAGUGGUCAAAGUGGCAGCUGGACAGACAGACAGGAAUUCACCUCAGAACCUGUCUCUCCUAUCUCUCCACUCCAGUGGAGACACUCCAACACAGAUCCGUCCAAUCUCAGCAGUUGCUGGAUUUCCAAAUCCCUGGUGAAGAAGGAACUCCAAAAUCUCUCGGUUGCUUGCAGUUUUACCAGCCUUUAUGACUUGAAAAUGGUGUAGGCGUGCUGUCUGCAGCAGUCCCCACCCCAUUCUUUAUCACAUGGAACUAUGCUUCCUCAGCGGGUUUAUCAAUAACACACUCUCAUUUUAAAAGCAACAAGACCUCUUGGAUGUGAGGCUGUAAAAAAGAAGGGGGACACAUUUCAGGUGUCGCACCUGGGGUGAGCUUAGUUGGCAAACCAUUUCGCAAUAUUCUGUACCCAAGCCUCUGUGUUACAACACACUUACAACACAACCCAAGUGUAUGUGUAAACCAGCUUCCGACCUGACUUUCCAUCAGCACUUUUGUGACACGUUUCGCCAGCUGAACUCUCCUCUAUCAAAUGCCUUUCCUUCUCAAAUUCUCCUGUUCUUUUUCACAAAAACUGCUUAGUUUGUCCAUAGCAAAUUUGCAUUUCCACCCCUAUAAUCAGAGCAUUUAAUGCAAGUUUUGAGAAAUACACAAAAUUCUAAAUGAACUGCAGGUGAUACGAAAGUAUUCUUUGCACUUAGUUUACAUAUGUACUUACUGUAAUGAUAUACAUACCUCCAUUCCUAUCCCAGGAGACAUUUCAGAGGUUGUUAGUUUGUUUAUAUCAUAUCAUGAAAUAGACCUGAAAUCUAAUUAUGUGAUAUGGGUGUUCUUGAUGUCAGCACAUCCUUUAUAUAUUUUGUGUUAUUCCUUUUUCUGUUACGCUCUGUAACCACACUGACCCAUUACAAUUUAUACUAUAAUGUUGAAGAGAUGGUGGAAAAAAAGGAAAACAAAAAGGGAAAUUAUUUUACUAUACACAAACAGUCUGGUUGUUUAUAUAUAUCUGCAAGUAAGGAAGAACAACCCCUGAACAACAAGUAUCUGCCAAAAGGUGUAGUUUUGCCAACAUCAUGUGUGCCCUUCUUACAGGGCAAAACCCAAAUAAAAUGGAUGAUU